Molecule: messenger RNA, 1844 nt
Organism: Ipomoea nil (Japanese morning glory)
Lineage: Eukaryota; Viridiplantae; Streptophyta; Magnoliopsida; Solanales; Convolvulaceae
Exons: 2
Coding region: 328-1521 (397 amino acids)
Biological process (GO): N-acetylglucosamine metabolic process; protein N-linked glycosylation
Cellular component (GO): membrane
Molecular function (GO): beta-1,4-mannosylglycoprotein 4-beta-N-acetylglucosaminyltransferase activity
Source: RefSeq, a predicted model, not a curated record
GGGUAGAAGACAAGAGAAACGGCUUUCUUGUUAAUUUUUCUCAUUCAGAAACUGCCACCCAUUCACCAGGGAGGCUCCAAUCAUCUAUAUUCCAGGCGUUCCUCUUGUUCAUCAUUCAACCACUUUCCCCCAAUUCCUUUGUUUCUUCUUAACCUUUCCACAUUUUGGGCAAAUUUGUCCUUCUUGGGGACUGGGUUAUCUCCAGUUUAGCUAAUUAGUUUGUGGGUUUGAUUGCAAUUGCAAGUGUGGGUUGAUUGAUUCGGGUUUGAUCUGUUAAUCGGUAGGGAGCGGAAAAGUUUUUGGUUAUAGAGGGAGGAGAAGGGGGCUAUGAGCAUCCCUAGAUUUUGGGAAAAAGUUUACACGAAGAUGGUUGAAGGGGGAUCUCGUUAUUGUUCCAAGAAGAAGGAUGAUAUCUGCUGCGGGGAAUCGGGUCGUGGAUUAAGCGUGUCAAGAUUAAAAUGUUUUCUGCGAGGCCUGGACUUGAAAGUUUUAAUCUUCCUUUUUGUGCUGGUACCUACUUGUGUCUUUGGAAUCUAUGUUCAUGGGCAGAAAAUCACCUACUUUCUGCGGCCUUUAUGGGAGAAACCGCCUAAGCCCUUCAACGAAAUCAUUCACUAUUACGAUGAGAAUGUGUCGAUGGAGAAGCUCUGUAAACUUCACGGUUGGGGAGUUCGAGAGUUCCCAAGACGUGUGUAUGAUGCAGUAUUGUUCAGUAACGAGGUGGACAUGCUUAACCUAAGAUGGAAGGAGUUGUACCCUUAUGUGACAGAGUUUGUUUUGCUCGAAUCAAAUUCAACAUUCACGGGACUGCCAAAGCCCUUGUAUUUUUCUAGGAACAGGAAGAAUUUCACAUUUGUUGAGCCACGGCUAACUUAUGGCCAAGUUCCGGGGAGAUUUAAGAGGGGAGAGAAUCCUUUCGUUGAGGAGGCUUACCAGCGAUUGGCGUUGGACUAUCUUCUCAAGCAAGCCGGUAUUCAGGAUGAUGACUUGUUGAUUAUGUCCGAUGUUGAUGAAAUACCCAGUCGACACACUAUAAACCUCUUGAGGUGGUGUGAUGAUAUACCUUCGGUCUUGCAUCUUCGACUGAAAAACUAUCUUUAUUCAUUCGAGUUCUUUGUUGAUAACAAUAGUUGGAGAGCUUCAGUCCAUAGAUACCAAUCUGGGAAGACAAGGUACGCUCAUUAUAGACAAUCGGAUGACAUUUUGGUCGAUGCAGGGUGGCAUUGUAGCUUCUGCUUCCGUCGAAUUAGCGAGUUCAUCUUCAAGAUGAAAGCAUAUAGCCAUUGUGACCGAGUAAGAUUUUCUCAUUUUCUGAACCCGAAAAGGGUCCAGAAAGUUAUUUGUCAGGGGGAUGAUUUAUUCGAUAUGCUACCAGAGGAGUACACAUUCAAGGAAAUCAUCGGGAAGAUGGGACCGAUUCCCCACUCCUAUUCUGCUGUUCAUCUUCCAUCCCAACUUUUGCAGGAUCCUAACAGGUACAAAUUUCUCUUGCCCGGGAACUGCUUGAGAGAAAGAGGAUGAUGAUGAAUGCGAGAGUGAUGAAAGUACUUUUCCUUGAAAAAAUUCUAGUGGCCAGCAGAGAUGGCUCCACUCCACGAUGUAUCUAACUCCUCUGCUCUAGGAUAGUGUGGAAUGUAUGGAUGAAUUCUUUGAGUUGUGAACGAACGAAAGAGUUGUAUAUAACAUUGAUGAUGGAUAGAGCAUGUUCGUCGAAUUAGUAUAUGAAACUUGUUAUGUCUGCAUAGAAUUAGACAUGUAUAACCUCCUCUCCUGCUGCUUUUUCUAUACAAGUUUUUGUCAUUUUUGUUCCUUAAUGUUGAGAUGAUUUUGAUGGUCUUCCCUUC